Staurois parvus is the source of this 1247-nucleotide messenger RNA. The record is from the annotation of a GenBank genome assembly. Lineage: Eukaryota; Metazoa; Chordata; Amphibia; Anura; Ranidae.
AUGGAGGAAAGGCUGACGGAACAAUCAGAUGUUAUACACCACGUCCGGGAUCACAUCGACUUCAUUGAAGACCCAGAAACCUUCAGCUAUCAUGAGUUCUUCCACAAGUACAUGAUCGGGAACGUGCCGUGCCUCUUCUCCUCCAACUUCACCAGAUCCUGGGGGAGCCGGAAAUUCUGGGUCAGCGCCGACAACCAGCCGAACUGGGAUCAUCUGCUGCAGAAUUUUGGGGAUGCCGCUGUUCCUGUUGCUAACUGCGAUGUGAAGGAGUACAACGCCAACCCCAAGUAGCAGAUCUCUCUCCAGGAAUACAGGGAAUACUGGAGGGAGCGCAGGGACAACGCCUACCAGUCUGCCAAGGGAUGUCUGUACCUGAAAGACUGGCACAUGCAGAGGGAGUAUCCAGAUUAUGAUGCAUAUGAAAUACCAGAAGUACUUCUCAUCAGACUGGCUGAAUGAAUACUGGGACGCCAUCGCCGUGGACGAUUAUCGCUUUGUCUAUAUGGGUCCGGCUGGUUCAUGGACUCCGUUCCACGCCGACGUCUUCCGUUCAUACAGCUGGUCGGCGAAUAUCUGCGGGAGGAAGAAGUGGCUGCUCUUUCCCCCGGGAUCAGAGGAAAACCUCAGGGAUUGCCAUGGAAAUCUCCCGAUAUGAUGUGACGUCUUCUACCCUUCGGGACCCUAAACUGUACCCCAAUUAUCAGAAGUGCUGCCCGCCGAUGGAGGUGACACAGGAAGCCGGAGAGAUCAUCUUUGUGCCCAGCGGGUGGCAUCAUCAGGUGUACAACGUGAUAGACACCAUUUCCAUCAAUCACAACUGGGUCAACGGCUGCAACGUGACGGUGAUGUGGCGGUUUCUGCAGAAAGAGUUGACAGCGGUGCAGCGGGAGAUCGCGGAGUGGAUGGACACAAUGGAUAACUGGGAUCAGCACUGUCAGGUCAUCAUGAAAUCUUGCACGGGGAUCGAUUAUACAGAAUUCUACACCUUCCUGAAGAUGAUAGCACAGCCCAGAUUGGAAGUCCUGGAAACAGACGGCGUAGAUAUCCCCACCGAGGACCGAAUGAUCCCAGGGCCGCGCCACGCCCUGUUUGACCUGGAGAAGAUCGCAGAUGUAUUGUCGACGAUGAUUGGUGAUGCAGAUUUUCAAAAGCUGGAUGUAGAGGCGUUAAGUCCGCCUCCAGAACAAUUCCUACACCGACUGAGAGCGGUGAUCAGUCAGAUGUCGUGUGCUGUCCCAAGUAUUUAG